This is a messenger RNA of Aspergillus chevalieri, 2247 nucleotides long. Its product is annotated as putative TBC domain protein. Gene Ontology annotation, biological process: activation of GTPase activity. Gene Ontology annotation, molecular function: GTPase activator activity. Lineage: Eukaryota; Fungi; Ascomycota; Eurotiomycetes; Eurotiales; Aspergillaceae. The coding region runs from base 1 to 2247 and encodes 748 amino acids. The transcript has a single exon. The record is from RefSeq and is a predicted model, not a curated record.
AUGACGACCAUUUGCACAACAACCCCAAAUUCCCCGCCUGAGCUCUCCGGGUCCAAAUCUUCCAAGUCCUCGUCUUUCCGCUCUUCUUCGCAACUGUCCGGUCCGGAUGGCAUCUUCACCGAUAUCUCGAACUUUGAGGAGAUUGGGCUCGAGGAUGAUGCCGAGUUGUCGUAUCUGAACGAUUCCGCCGCUACUCCGUAUGGUCGAAACCGUUCGUCUACGGCCCGCCUUCAGGGUAAGGGUGCCGUGACUAGUACGACUCGUGAUCUGACCUCGACGCCGAAGCGGAAUCAGUAUCCGCCCUUGCAGAGCAAUGUUAAUGGUUCAUUGAGCGCGACUCCGACGCCGUCUUCGAAGCUUCGCGCUGGAGGUACCCAGAAGAGGCAUUCAACAACAGCACAGAACCAGCGCGCUCGCUCUAUCUCGCCAUUCCGUCCUCAUUCUACACUCGGAGCGUCCCCCUCAACGCAGAGCUUGGCCUUAUCACCCGGCACCCCGCGUCCACUGAGCCGGAAUAAUUCUUGGCAACCGAAUCGCAAGUCCGUCAAGGAUCUGGAGGCUGAAUAUCACGACUCCGAUGAAGAGCUGCCCGAGGAUGCCAGUCUCUGGAACGUGCCCAUCUCGCCCCGUCCCAUGCAGGAGCGUAAUCCGUCCCGCAGUGCUAGUCCUGAUGGCCGCAGCGCUGCACCGCGACCUCUGCCGCUAUCGCAUUCGGUGUCGGAGCUGUCAGUGGCCAAGUCGCCAGCUACGUCGCCCGGUGCAUCUCGAAACCGACAAACAAUCCGGUCGAGCUCUGCUGGGCCUGAACGUGGCCAGAUCUCUCCCCGCAAUCCGCGUGUCUAUUCUUACAACAGCAUGAUGUCCGACUUGUCCGAAGAGGCCAAAAUUAUCACCGAAGCUCUGGAACACCAUGCGGAUGAAAAAGCUCACAGACGUGGGGAGAACCUGCAUAGUGGGCAAUCCUCGCUACGGUCGAGUACCGACUCCAAAAAUGGAUCCAAGACCCCGAUUGAGCUGCCUCCGUUACAAAAGUCCAACAUCAUGAUCGAUCCCCUUCCUAUCAGCAAGGAAAAGGAACGGGUACUCUCGCGGACGCGUCCGAGUUGGCUACCUCCGAAGGACCAGAAGGAGGAAAAGAAGCAUCUGAAACAGUACAAACAGAUGAUGGCAUACUCGCGUGAAGCUGACAAACGACGGGCUGCCAAGGCUGCUUCUGCGCAAUGCGAAAAGGAUAACACCCGUGAGACGCUCAAAAACAUCUGGGACGAAUACGUGUACCCCAACUGGGACCGGGUCAUUGCUCAGCCCCGUACUCGGGAGCUGUGGUGGCGUGGAAUUCCCUCGCGUAACCGUGGUGCAACUUGGCAGCGUGCAAUUGGCAACGAACUGUCAUUAACAGAAGAGACGUACCAUCGCGCAUUACAGCGGGCCAAGGAUGUUCGGUCCAAGUCUGAUGAUGACACUGGGGAGAGCAACAAACGGAUGCGGGAGUGGUUCGACGCGAUCGACGAGGAUGUCUCCAAGGCGUUCCCGGAUCUGAAACUCUUCCAGGAGGGUGGGCCACUGCGGGAGACAUUGAUCGAUGUCCUGCAGACGUACUCGAUGUAUCGGAGUGAUGUUGGUUAUAUUUACGGUCUUAACACUAUUGCAGCUUUGCUCGUUCUUCAAUUUCCAUCACCUGCUUCCGCAUUCCUUGCCAUGGCGAAUGUCCUCAACCGACCACUUCCCGUGGCAUUCCUCACGUUGGACCGUGGUGCCGUUGAACGCACCUAUACGCUGGCGUCGGCGACACUUCGCUACAAAUUCCCCCGCCUGUCAUCGCACCUCUACGAAACCCUCAAACUCAGCCACGAAGAAAUCUGGGAACCGAUCUUCCGCUCUCUCCUCUCGAACGGUCUCGACCUGGAGCGCCUGAGUCGCGUGUGGGACUGCUGGGUAUUCGAAGGAGACCGGAUCAUGAUUCGCGCGGCCGUCGCAGUCCUGGGUUGUCUCCAGACACAGUUGUUCGGAUUCACCGCGCCCAACGACGAGAGCCGCAUCGCCGUACGCAAUAUCCUCGGCUGGGGCCCGCGUCAUAUGGGUGCUAAGCCGAAGGACCGAAACAGUGCGCCUGCGGCACCUGCGACUGGAUUCGGUGGUGGCCAGCUCGCUCAUACGUCGGAUGGUGAUUACUGGAUUCUUUCGUCUGCUGGUGAUGAGGAUGGGUUUGUCAAUGAGGUCCGGGAAGCGGGCAAAGUGCGGAAUUGA